AUGAGUAACCGUAUUUUGAUCCACACUGACGUUAUCCAGGGGGAAUUCCGCGGAUGCAAGUGCUUGGUCGUGGAUUCGGACAUCUUUUCAGAAACUAGAACGAAGCUAUCUGAAGGGCUGAAAGCGCUCAAUCAGCUACAGCAGAUCUACGACCAUAUUAAUGACUACAUGUCAGAACCCGAAACUAAGUGCUCGUCGUCCAGCAACACGAAAGCUGUUGCGAUCGACAAACGAGCAGCCUAUACUAUGGGCGAGAAGUUCUGUGCCGACUUAGAUUACUCCAAGGAAGCCAAAAAGGACCUGACAAGCAAGGAUAUCGGCAGUUCCAGCUAUAAGGACUUUGUUUUCCAUUUCGAAUACAAACCAGGAAACAAGUGCUACACUAACUGCAAGGAUACUAUCCACAAGAUGGUUUGCUCUGGCUACGACUCACAUUCCAUCCAGCCUGAAAGCAAAGCGACGUUCAAGUGUGGCGCAGAGUAUAGUUUCAAAUUCAGUGUUCCAGAUCACGCCCAAUUCCCCACCGCCACGUCAAAGCCAACAUCACCUGCCAACACGGCAGCCCCUACCAUGGGAGAAGUGACAUGCUUCCCGGAAAGCCGACGCCCCGGCAGCAUAUAUGGAGCGGUACGACCAGAUCAAUAUAAGGCCGCUGUCGAUAAAGCAUGUGAAGCGUUUGCCAAAAAGAACACGCUCCAGGCCAACGAAGGCAGAGGCUCCUAUGUGUACCAGACAAAGGAUGGCCCCGUGCCAUACUGGUUCAAUGUCGGCGUCAACACUGAUGGGCAUUACACCUGCAAGGAUCUAAAACUCGAGGACCCGAUUGGAGACGGCUCGCAUAAAUGCAGUACCAUUUUCAAGGACGAUAUAUUCGGCGGCUGCAAUAACGGUGGCCGGGGAGGCCGUAUCAAAGUCGGAUGUUUGGUAUACUCAUUUGAUGUUUGCAGCGGAAAGGGCGAUAUCCCUAACGAAGGCGCUUGCUCUGGCGGGGGUAUCGGCGCACCGGAGGUGGCCUUUUAA
Molecule: messenger RNA, 1020 nt
Organism: Penicillium daleae
Lineage: Eukaryota; Fungi; Ascomycota; Eurotiomycetes; Eurotiales; Aspergillaceae
Exons: 3
Coding region: 1-1020 (339 amino acids)
Source: RefSeq, a predicted model, not a curated record